Messenger RNA from Aspergillus chevalieri, 606 nucleotides. Its product is annotated as putative DNA polymerase delta subunit 4. Gene Ontology annotation, cellular component: delta DNA polymerase complex. Lineage: Eukaryota; Fungi; Ascomycota; Eurotiomycetes; Eurotiales; Aspergillaceae. Gene Ontology annotation, molecular function: DNA-directed DNA polymerase activity. The record is from RefSeq and is a predicted model, not a curated record. The coding region runs from base 1 to 606 and encodes 201 amino acids. The transcript is spliced from 2 exons. Gene Ontology annotation, biological process: DNA synthesis involved in DNA repair; DNA-templated DNA replication.
AUGCCACCCACCCGCCGCCGCACCGGCAACACCUCCGCCGCAAACCAAUCCACCCUCUCCUUCGGCUCCAGCGCCAGAGUCACCAAACCUAUAGCCCAAACCCCGACAUCCCAAAAAGCAAAAACUCUAGAACCAGCCGCCUCCGUCGUCCCCGAGGAGCACAAGCCCGAAAAGCCCCAGCCAUCAAACGACGUCGCAGAACCGCAGCAGAUCCCGGUAACCCCCGCAGAGCCAUCGAAGCCUCAUACAGCAGAACUUGCAGUUCGGGGACAGGCGAAGGUUGAGACGAAGGAGACGCCAUGGGGAGAGGAGGAUAAGAAAGCGUUGAAGGUUUCGGAGAAGGAUUUGGUAAGGUAUUGGAAGAGUGAGGAGGAGGGGAGAAGGGCGCCGAGAGUGCAUCAGGAAAAUCUUGGUCUUCAUGAGAAGAUUCUGAGGCAUUUUGAUCUGUCGAGCCAGUAUGGGCCGUGCAUAGGAAUCGCUCGAAUUAAGCGCUGGAGACGUGCGAAUAUGUUGAACCUCAAUCCUCCUCUGGAGGUUUUGGCGGUGUUGUUGAAGCAUGAGGAUGAUGUGAAGCAGAGGGCGUAUAUGGACGAACUUAUGUCGUGA